AUGGUUGUGGUGUCUACUGCGAAGGCACACGAACAAUUCAAGGCUUAUUCUCUGGCAAAACUGAUGGGAAUAUUAAAGUCACAUGAGAGUGCAGUGACUAAAGAAACGAACGUGGUUUCUAGCAUGGGGUCCUUGGCCAUAAUCUCCAAAGGAAAGAAUGUUGCUGAAGAAGAAGAAGAAGAUUUAGAUCUUUCUGAAUAUGAUCUAACAAGUGAAGAUUAUGCUUUGAUGGUGUCAAAUCCCAAGAAGUUCAUCAGAAGAAGGUUCCCAGCUAAAAAGAACCAAAACUGGCAGGGAAGCUACAGUGCCGAGAAAGCGAAGGAGGAACCGAAGAGUGUUUCUCAGACUGAAGAAUCAAAGAAGGAUGGAAAUACUGUCGACGAUGAGUUCGGCGAUGUUGAAGUUUGGUCCACAGAUUCUAAAGAUGAAGAAGUGAGAAAGCCCACUCAUGGCAGGGCUUUGUUGGUGAAAGAAGAGGUUGUUGCAGGAAAGUGUCUAAUGGUGACCUCUGGGGUGUCACAAAUGAGAGACUAUACCACUGAUGGGGGACUAGAUGAAGCGAAAGAGCGAGAGGACAAGUGUUUUGCAGCGAAACCUGUCAGUGAGCAAAUCAACGAAUGCGAUGAAUUGAUGAAGAAGUUCGCUCGUUUAUCCAAAGACAAGACCAAAGUCCUCAAGGAAAAGGCUGUUGUAUAUCAAAAGGUUCAAACAACUCCAAAUCAAGUUUAUACAGUUAAAGGAGUUACUCAGCAACAGUCAGCCGAACUGACAGCUUUAGUAGAAGAAGAUAAUGUUGAUGGCUGUGAUGAGUUUUUUUGGUCAACACCAAUUGAUAACGCCGAUGAAACAGUAGGUCUAUCUAAGAAAACAUCAUGGAGGGUUAAAGGAAGAAGGGAAGAGCUGAGGGGAUUUCGGUCCCUUCAAGAUGGUGGAAGUGUCAAGUACGGUAAUAAUUCUUUUGGCACAAUCAAAGUUUAUGGUAUGAUUACCAAUGGUGAUUUCUCGAUACGAAAGGUGGCGUAUGUUAAAGGCUUACAACACAACCUUAUCAGUGUUCCUCAACUGGUGGUUGGUACCGGGUUAAAAGUUUCGUUCGAUGACGAUGGCUCGGAGAUUAUUGAAAAGAAGACAAACAAUAUUCUACUGAAAUCGAAGCGAAAAGGAGAGAUGUACCCUCUAAAUCUCAAUCCCAUACGAGGGAAACUGGCAGUUGAACCGGAGACGAUUAACACUUCACUCGAUCAUUCCGAUUGGUUACAGAUGAUGCAGGACGAACUCAAUGAGUUCGAUCGAAAUAAAGUGUGGAGACUGAUUCCGACACCAAAGGAUGCUUCAGUGGUUGGACUAAAGUGGGUUUUCAGGAACAAGAUGGACAAGGAAGGAAAUAUGAUUCGUAACAAGGCAAGAUUGGUUGUGAAAGGUUACUGUUAA
Messenger RNA from Lactuca sativa (garden lettuce), 1431 nucleotides. The record is from RefSeq and is a predicted model, not a curated record. NCBI's taxonomy places the organism in Eukaryota, Viridiplantae, Streptophyta, Magnoliopsida, Asterales, Asteraceae.